Molecule: messenger RNA, 3594 nt
Organism: Myxocyprinus asiaticus (Chinese sucker)
Lineage: Eukaryota; Metazoa; Chordata; Actinopteri; Cypriniformes; Catostomidae
Product: fos-related antigen 1-like
Exons: 4
Coding region: 346-1416 (356 amino acids)
Biological process (GO): regulation of transcription by RNA polymerase II
Cellular component (GO): nucleus
Molecular function (GO): DNA-binding transcription factor activity, RNA polymerase II-specific; RNA polymerase II cis-regulatory region sequence-specific DNA binding
Source: RefSeq, a predicted model, not a curated record
UAUUUUCUCGUGAACAUUCAGAGCCAACGGCUUGGUAGAGAAAACAGAGACUUAUUACAGGAGUUGUAAAACAUUGUUCCUUUUUAUUCUAUCUCUUUCAGCAAUAUGACAUUCUUUAACGUUGAUAGAAACUUCUAAUCUCCCCCAGGUGCGCCGUGGUGGAUUCUACCGUUUUCUGCAAUAAGGUCGAUUUUUAACUAGCUUUUGGAUUACACGUGAACUGUCGCACAUAUAAGUUGGAGGACUCUUUCGGGAAAGCAGACACAGAAAAGAAAACAGUGACAGAGAGUCUUACUGAUUUAUGCAACUCGCUUUAUUUGGAUUAUUACAAAUUCAACGGCAUACAUGUACAACUACGGAAACCAAGGCAGAGGAAUCAAUCGGACCUUCCCAGAAAACAGCUCUGGAUCAGGCUCGAGCUCCGCGUCUCUCACUACAGCCACUGGCACAACUCAACAACAACAACAACAGCAAAAGUAUUCCGUGGCAGGAUCCAGUCAGUUUGUUCCUAGUCUCAAUGCUAUAACUUCAAACCAGGAUCUUCAAUGGAUGCUUCAGCCCUCCCUUUUGGGCUCAGCAGGACCAUCCAGGCCACUCCGACCAUCCUACCAACUGCCACCUAGAGUGCCUGCAAUGAAUCCUCACCCUAGUCAAUCACAUCUAUUCCAACCAGGUGUUAUUAGAGCAGCUACUGGUGUCGGAAGCUCAACAACAAGCAGAAAUUAUGAACAUCUGUCCCAUGAGGAGCUUGAGAGGCGAAGGAUUAGAAGGGAACGAAACAAAAUGGCUGCGGCAAAAUGCAGGAAUCGUCGCCGUGAACUGACUGACACAUUGCAAAAUCAAACUGACCAUUUAGAGGAUGAAAAAUCACGUCUGCAGAAGGAGGUCGCUGAGCUCCAGAAGCAAAAAGAGAAGCUUGAGUUGGUCCUUGAGGCCCAUAGACCCAUCUGCAAAGUCCAAGACUCUGACUCUGAUUCUGACUCCUACACUGAUCUCCCUGCCCUGGGUGCCAUCAAGAUGGAGUCUGUAGACCCCGAUCUUCCUGGACCCUUUGGAGAAUCAAAGAGUCACACCGAGCCUAAUAAACCCAAACCCAAAAUAAUCAUCCCACCUCCAGCUCCAGCCUCCUCUGUUGCAAGUGUACCCCUGGAAUCUGAGUCUCUUCAUACCCCUGUCCUCAUCUCCACUCCUUCUCUGACUCCUUUUUCUGCCAGCCUGAUCUUCAGCUAUCCCUCCUCUUCGCUGGAUACCAGCUCUGCUGCUUUAUCCCAAACUCUCGGUCCAUCCUCCUCCCAGCACGGUGCCAGCCGGUCUUCUCGAAACCCUCAGCCGUGUGGUGUUGCUCAUCGUCGCAGCAGCAGCAGUGGAGAUCAGUCAGAUCAUUCUCUUAAUUCACCAACCAUCCUCACCCAAUGAUUACUCGUCUACUCUGCAUCUAGAUUGUUUAGGAAUGCCAUACAUGUCCUUAGUACUACAUAAAAGCAUAACAAGUACAACUGUGCUGCAUGUGUUAUGCUUUUAAAUGUGUAUUCUGUGUUUACCUUUAUUAAUGGUAUUUAUCAAGCAACGUCAAUGCAUUAUAAGAUUACAGAAGCACUAACAAGUUAAACUCAUUUGCAAGUCGCUUUGGAUAAAAGCAUCUGCUAAAUGUAAAUGUAAACUGUGCACAUAAGAAUGUCUAUUGCAAAGUAGAAGGUAAUAGAAUCCUUUAUAUGAAGUAGACAGAAAUCAGUAGUGCACCGUUUGAUUUCACACUGAAAAGAAAAUUGACUGACUUUUAAGGUACACUCAGUAAUUUUUUCCCCAUUACAAAAGUUUUACACAAAGUGUAUAUAGUACUUUUGAAAUAAUUUUCUUUUUAAAUAAUGUACACUCGCAUCUGAUGAAGACUUAACUGCUAUAAGUGGGGCGGGUCGCCUCAUGGGAGUUGACCUGUUGAGAUCACAUGACCGGCUGAAUACUACUCACUUCAUCUUGGUAACCCUGUUAUUGGACUUUUGGCUCAAUAAAUUAAUCAUGGGUGCCAAAUAUGCCUGUGAAUAAGACAUUUCUACAAUGGCAAUGCUUUUGUGUGAUACUACAUCCAUGCCAACAGGUCUGCCAGUGAAACAAACAAUUACUGAGUGUAUUUUUAAAAGGAUAGUUCACCCCAAAAUUAAGAUUCUCUCAUCAUAUACUCACCCUCAUGCCAUCCCAGAUGUGUAUGACUUUCUUCUGCUGAACACAAAGAUUUUUAGAAGAAUAUAUCAGCUCUGUAGGUCCUUCCAAUGCAAAUGAAUGGUGGCCAGAACUUUGAAGCUCCAAAAAAACAACAACAUAAAGGCAGCAUAAAAGUAAUUCGCAGCACUCCAGUGGUUUAAUUUGUCUUCUGAAGCAAUGCAAUCACUUUGGGUGAGAAACAGAUCAAUAUUUCAAUCCUUUUUUACUAUAAAUCUUCACUUUCAGAAUGUAAAAGUGAAAGUGGAGAUUUAAAGUAAAAAAAAGACUUUAAUAUUGAUCUGUUUCUCACCCACACCUAUUGUAUUGCUUCUGAAGUCUAAGUCUUAUGAAUUACUUUUAUACUGCCUUUAUGUGCUUUUUGGAGUUUCAAAUGUCUGGUCACCAUUCACUUGCAUUGUGAGGACCUACAGAGCUGAGAUAUUCUUCUAAAAAUCUCUGUUUGUGUCCAGCAGAAGAAAGAAAGUCAUACACAUCUGGGAUGGCAUGAGGGUGACUAAAUGAGAGAAUUUUCAUUUUUGGGUGAACUAUCACUUUAAGCCCAUAACAUUUGACUGUAGUAGAAUUAAUAAUAUUGUUAUUCACAUAUUCAUUUACUUCAACUUCAUAUUUCUUAAUAGAUACAUAGACUGGUGGUGGUACUGUAGCAGUUAAAUAUCUGGUUGGCUAGCAAAAGAUUUACUUCAAGGAACCUAUUUGAAAAAAAAAGGGAAAAAUAUUUAUUUUUAUUGUUAGCAAUUAUAGAAAUGGUAGAGUCUAAAUUAGAGUAUUACCUAAUUUUAUUUGGUUAUACCGUAACAUACCAUGUGAGUGCACAUAAUGUUAUUUUGUGUUUUGUUGUUGUUUGUUUUUAAUUGUAGUUUAAAAUGAUACAGAGUUAUAAUGAGUUAUAAGUGCAUUCGAAUAAGCUAGUUUAAAAGAAAUUGAAGGGAUGUAGCCUACCUGCAACACCACAAUAGAACACUGGGCAUGUGCACUUCCAUAACAAUUUCACUGUUACACUGGUUGCAAAGUUAUAUUUUAACAGAUACUUGGUUGAACACUUCAGUGGUUACUCCAUAGCACAUUUUUCUAUAAAGUACAAAGUUGUAUGAUGUUCACAGGCCAGUAGUAAUUUAUUAAGAUCUUCACUUUAUGAUGAACUGAGCACACUACAGUAUAUGUUAGACUAUACUAGCCUUGAUCACACAAGUAUAGAUUUCUAUUUAUUUUUGAAAACCUACAGUAUAUUUUUUAAAUGAAACUUUUUACUUAUUUAUGAUAGUUCCUUGAAUAAGGACAAAUGUUGCAUGCUAUAACAUCUAAUAAACAAUGACUGAAAAUAUAUGCUGUUAACAGUAAUAAUUUUCAAAAUAAAAUCCUUCAAUAACUUCUGAA